Schizosaccharomyces osmophilus is the source of this 963-nucleotide messenger RNA. It is a transcript of the gene hip4, whose product is annotated as histone H3.3-H4 chaperone, HIR complex subunit Hip4. The transcript has a single exon. The record is from RefSeq and is a predicted model, not a curated record. NCBI's taxonomy places the organism in Eukaryota, Fungi, Ascomycota, Schizosaccharomycetes, Schizosaccharomycetales, Schizosaccharomycetaceae. Bases 1 to 963 code for a protein of 320 amino acids.
AUGCUUCCGUUCGACGAUCAACGCGUCCUGUGUUUAGAGGUUCCUUUACAAGGAAAAGAAAACGUUCAUAUUAAUUUCGCCGAAGAAGUCGAAAAAGUCUAUGGACCUUCCAUCAAUCAGAACGUGAAGAAGAACGAACUCUCUGAUUCUGCUGAAUCAGAUGGAGAAAAUGAGCAACAACAAGGAGGACCGAAUGCAGAGGGUGGAACAGAACCAACCAAAAAACGAAGAAAGAGAAGAUACGCGGAUGAGUACUAUGAUCGACAUGACCCAUUCAUUGAUGAUACGGAGUUAUACAUUGAAGAAAUGGCCGCUGCUAGCAAGGACGGUUUUUUUGUUUUCAGUGGACCAUUGGUAGCUGAGGGCGAUAAAGUAAAGAUUGAACGGUCUAAAAAAACAAAACGAAAAAAGAAGUUAUCAAACACCCUUUCCAAUGCUGCCGCUAAUCCAACUCCAACUACUCCUCAAUCUACUAUGAACGAUCAGCCAGCUUCAAGUGGAAAGCCUACUGACAAAAUAGAGGAAGAUUCUAAUGAUGAUGAACAACCUUUACAAACCAUAUCCAUGCAUGAACGAGCUUCUAAGCAAUCCUCCACUUCGGGAUCUAAAAAAGAUGUUUCAGCAAACACAAGUGUUACGAACAAAGAGACAAAAAAAGAGACCGAAAAGUCAUUGAAGGAACAAAAAACUCCGACCAAAGAGACAAAAACCAAACCAAGGGAAAAGGCGUCUAGGAGAACGUCCACGGGUACAAAAUCGACGAAAAAAGCCGAGAAAGAGGAAGCGAAAGGAUCGACCUUAAGCAAUGUAACCGUUUCCCCAACUGCACCACCGCACCAAGCACCCGCAGUUACUACGACCGAUAGAGAAUCGGCGUCCGUUACUAAUCGAAAUGAAACGACAGAAAACAAACUUCCAGCGUCAGAACAGCCUGGUACAGACACUUCUACCCCUACUAGCUAA